Diaporthe batatas is the source of this 2912-nucleotide messenger RNA. RefSeq names its product glutamine--fructose-6-phosphate transaminase (isomerizing) GFA1. Bases 363 to 2474 code for a protein of 703 amino acids. Gene Ontology annotation, molecular function: L-glutamine:D-fructose-6-phosphate transaminase (isomerizing) activity; carbohydrate derivative binding. The record is from RefSeq and is a predicted model, not a curated record. Gene Ontology annotation, biological process: UDP-N-acetylglucosamine metabolic process; protein N-linked glycosylation; fructose 6-phosphate metabolic process. Lineage: Eukaryota; Fungi; Ascomycota; Sordariomycetes; Diaporthales; Diaporthaceae. The transcript has 5 exons.
GCUGAGCAGUGGCCCAAGUUGCCCAACCGGCUGAUGGCUGCCAUUGCUGUUGUCACUGACUGCUGGCCCAAGUUCCCAAAAGCAAGGCCCCAAUUCUCAGCCCCAUUAAAGAACAAUCCCAUCCCCUGAGCUAGACACCCAUUCCCAUCCAGCUGGCCUUUAUUCUGUCUACUCACCACAACUUGCUGUCCCUCCCCUCUCUGUCUCUCUCUGUCCAUCUCUUUCCAGCCUUUGAUACCCAUCUCGAACCCUGCCACCCUGCCCGAGCAGCAUCGUGCAGAGCUCCCGGCCAGCUUGUCAACCACCAGCUCUCGUAUACUACACGGCAAAGACUGCCCUUGUUAUUUGAUCAACCAGACAAGAUGUGUGGCAUCUUCGGCUACGUCAACUAUCUGGUGGAGAAGGACAGGAAGUUCAUCAUUGACACACUCAUCAAUGGUCUGUCUCGUCUCGAGUACCGAGGAUACGACUCCGCUGGCAUGGCCGUCGAUGGCGACAAGAAGAACGAGGUCUACGCUUUCAAGGAGGUUGGCAAGGUUGCCAAGCUGAAGGAGCUCGUUGAGCAGGAGAAGCCAGACCUCACCAAGAUCUUCGACUCACACGCUGGCAUUGCCCACACCAGAUGGGCCACCCAUGGCCCUCCAUCUCGCCUGAACUGCCACCCCCACAGGUCUGACCCAACCUGGGAGUUCUCUGUCGUCCACAAUGGCAUCAUUACGAACUACAAGGAGCUUAAGACUCUCCUCCAGGCCAAGGGCCACAAGUUCGAGACCGAGACCGACACCGAGUGCAUUGCCAAACUCGCAAAGUACAUCUACGAGAAGCACCCUAACCUGGGCUUCGUCGACCUGGCCAAGGCCGUCAUCUCGGAGCUCGAGGGUGCCUAUGGUCUGCUCAUCAAGUCCAUCCACUACCCCCACGAGGUCGUGGCCGCCCGCAAGGGUUCGCCUCUCGUGAUUGGCGUCAAGACCCAGCGCCGCAUGAAGGUCGAUUUCGUUGACGUCGAGUACGCCGACGAGAACGCCGCCCUCCCGGCCGAGACUGCCUCUCAGAAUGCCGCCAUGAAGAAGGCCACCAAGUCCACCGACGGCCUCCUAGCUCCCACCCUUCUCGGCGCCCCCGACAAGUCCCUCCUCCACCGUUCCCAGUCCCGGGCCUUCAUGACCGACGACGGCAUGCCCAUGCCUGCCGAGUUCUUCCUGUCCUCUGACCCAUCGGCCAUUGUCGAGCACACCAAGAAGGUUAUGUACCUGGAGGACGACGACAUUGCUCACAUCCACGAGGGCUCCCUCAACAUCCACCGCCUGAAGAAGGCCGAUGGGAGCAGCAACGUGCGCACCAUCCAGACCCUGGAGCUCGAAUUGCAGGAGAUUAUGAAGGGCAAGUUCGACCACUUCAUGCAGAAGGAGAUCUUCGAGCAGCCCGAGUCCGUCGUCAACACCAUGCGUGGCCGUCUGGACAUUGAGAACAAGAAUGUUACGCUUGGUGGUCUGCGCUCAUACAUAAGCACUAUCCGCCGCUGCCGACGUAUCAUCUUCAUCGCCUGCGGAACCUCGUACCACAGCUGCAUGGCGGUCCGCGGCGUCUUUGAGGAGCUGGCAGAGAUCCCUAUCUCCGUCGAGCUCGCGUCCGACUUCCUGGACAGGGAGGCGCCCGUCUUCCGUGACGACACAUGCGUCUUCGUCUCCCAGUCUGGUGAGACGGCCGACUCUCUGAUGGCCCUGCGGUAUUGUCUGGAGCGCGGCGCUCUGACCGUCGGUAUCGUCAACGUGGUCGGUAGCUCUAUCAGCCUGCUGACCCACUGCGGUGUGCACGUCAACGCCGGCCCGGAGAUCGGAGUCGCCUCUACCAAGGCAUACACCUCUCAGUUCAUCGCCAUGGUCAUGUUCGCUCUGUCGCUCAGCGAGGACCGCGCUAGCAAGGCACAGCGGCGACUAGAGAUCAUGGAGGGACUCAGCAAGAUCUCGGAGCAAAUCAGCGAGGUGCUCAAGCAGGAUGCUGCGAUCAAGGAGCUCUGCGGCAAGGUGUUCAAGGACCAGAAGUCCUUGCUCCUACUCGGGCGUGGCUCCCAGUUCAGCACAGCUCUCGAGGGCGCCCUCAAGAUCAAGGAGAUUAGUUAUCUCCACUGUGAGGCCGUCAUGUCGGGUGAGCUGAAGCACGGAGUGCUUGCUCUGGUGGAUGAGAACCUGCCCAUCAUAAUGAUUCUCACGCGCGACAACAUCUUCAAGAAGAGCUUGAACGCCUACCAACAGGUUGUCUCACGAGGUGGCAAGCCCAUUGUCAUCUGCAACUCCGGCGACAGCGAGUUCAGCAGCAGCCAAGCCCAGACGAUUGAGAUCCCCAAGACUGUGGAUGUCCUGCAGGGUCUCUUGAACGUCAUCCCCCUGCAGCUGAUUGCCUACUGGCUGGCUGUGAUGGAAGGUCUCAACGUCGACUUCCCCCGUAACCUGGCAAAGUCCGUGACUGUCGAGUAAGCGAGUGUCUGUUUGUUGUUCAUACGUACCAAAGAAGCCACCUCAGCCCUGGGCUCUUUUGCAUGCGUUAGAUGUUCUUACAGGACGAGAUUUUGCAUACUCGAUCGGUCUUGAAGAUGGGCGGGCAUGUGUUUCGGAGUUGGUGCUUGGUUUGUUCACUGGUGGAGGGUUUUGAAAGGAAGGGAAAGGAAAGGAACAGGAACAGGAACACUCAGCCAUGUAAGGCCAAGUACCGUGUGGAGGCAGGCAAGAGCAAAUGUGGAAGGCCAACAGGCACGCCAAGAAUGACCGUCUACCAUGCCUGCAAUGGCGUGCGUUUCGGCUGAAAGGCCAUUUUUUCAGAGUAAUGACGGUCGAGCGGAAUACACGAUACUUACUAUACUGCACGAGACAGACCUGACUUCUGGGUGUCGACAAAUUGAGAAGGUUCCAGUUAGA